Messenger RNA from Pyricularia oryzae 70-15, 3119 nucleotides. RefSeq lists its product as uncharacterized. Gene Ontology annotation, biological process: DNA repair; mitotic DNA replication checkpoint signaling; DNA damage checkpoint signaling. The transcript has a single exon. Lineage: Eukaryota; Fungi; Ascomycota; Sordariomycetes; Magnaporthales; Pyriculariaceae. Gene Ontology annotation, molecular function: chromatin binding. The coding region runs from base 162 to 3104 and encodes 980 amino acids. The record is from RefSeq and is a predicted model, not a curated record.
UUUUCACUGUACGCUUUCACGCGAAAACAUUCUGGUUGCUUUUGACACGAGGUCAAUUGCAUCCCACCAAGCUUCAUUGUACACGAAAACGCGUCGGAAUUUAGAUCUGCGGGAUAUCGACCAGCAGCGAUCGAGCAGCAAAUGCUCCAAUCAACCUCGCCAUGGCGCCGCCCGCGAAGCGACGCAGGCGCAAUCUCGUUCAGUCCGACGACGACGAUCAAGAGCCCGUGCAACAGAAACAACCACAGCAGCAGGCUUCUACCCCAACGAAAAAGAACAGUCUAAAGAACUUUCUCAUCGUCUCCCCGAGCCCAAACUCGAAACCUGCGGGUGACGCCACCACCUCGCCGAGUCCCACCCGGAAACCGACGCGGCCUGCAACCACCACCACGGCUGCGGCAACAACCAGAUCGACCAGGAGCGGCGCGUCUUCUCUCAGCCAUGGUGCCGCACCGCCAAGCUUCCUCGCGGGUCCCAGGAGCCGCGGGGCCGGGAGCAGGACGUCGACCAAGAGCCCCAGCACGAGUCCCGAGAAGAGGACCAAGAGGGGAGGCAAGAUCGACGAGAAGGGCAGGACGGUGGACCUGGUCACCUUGUUCUCCAAGCAGGCGCAGCGGGUGAAGACCGAGGGCAAGCCAUCCGCCUCGCGUCCGGCGCCCUCGUCGCUCCUCCAGGACAUGACGAGCGAUCCGAUAUCGGAAGAUGACGACGACGUGGCGGACCACAAGGCGGCCGUCUCGAGCGUGGUGGGGAGGAAGGCCAGCAAGCGGUUCAGGGACGGUGGGGGCAGCGUCUCUUCGACUUCGUCCUCGCAGCAGCAACAGCAGCAGGCGCCCGCGAGCUCGGCGACCUCGACCACGAGUCAAAUGUUUCGUAAGCCGACGCGGCCAACCACCCAGGCAGCAGCGCGCGAGGACGACGAUGAGCUCCGACCCUGGUCGGAGAGGUUCGGGCCCGCGAACCUGGACGAGCUGGCCGUGCACAAGAGGAAGGUCGCCGACGUCCGGAGAUGGCUGGAAGAUGUCAUGGACGGCCGCAUACGGCAACGCCUGCUCAUCCUCAAGGGCGCCGCCGGGUCGGGCAAGACCACGACGCUGAAGCUGCUGGCCCGCGAGCUCAAGUGCGAGGUGCUCGAGUGGAGAAAUCCGACGAGCUCGUACGGCGGACCUGGCCAGGGCUACCAGUCCGCCGCUGCUCAGUUUGAGGACUUUAUGGGAAGGGGAGGCAAGUUUGGACAGCUUGAUUUUGAGGAGGAUGACGGAAUGCCAUCGCGAGCAUCGCCCGGCGGGAGACGGCAGACGCCGCCAGAAGAGGGAGGGCGAAGACUGAUGCUGGUAGAAGAGUUUCCCAACACGUUCAUGCGGUCGUCUUCGGGCCUCACGUCGUUUCGAAACGCGGUUCUGGGGUUCCUAGCUUCCAACACGCCUUCCCUCGCCGCUGUUGGACAACAUACCCAGAGGGAACAGCAGAUCACGCCCGUCGUCAUGAUUAUUUCAGAGACGUUACUCACAACAACAUCUGCAUCUGCAGACAGCUUCACUGCGCACCGCUUACUCGGCCCGGAGAUAUUGAGGCAUCCAGGCACUGGCGUUAUCGAGUUCAACGCCAUAGCACCAACUAUCUUGUCCAAGGCGCUCGAGCUGGUGGUUCAAAAGGAGGCACGCAAGUCGGGACGGAGGCGAACUCCGGGCCCUCAAGUCCUCAAAAGGCUUGGCGAGAUUGGUGACAUUCGAAACGCAAUCUCGUCCCUAGAGUUUCUGUGCUUGAAAGGAGACCAGGACGCGGACUGGGGCGCCCGCGUUUCCUUUACAAAGUCAAAGAAGGGAGCUAAGGAUCUGUCUUUGACCAAAGGUGAGAGAGAGUCUCUAGAAAUGGUCUCUCAACGAGAAGCGAGUCUUGGGAUAUUUCAUGCCGUGGGCAAGGUGGUAUAUAACAAGCGGGACGACAUUCCUUAUCCGCCGGGGACGGAAGGCUACGAAGCAGAGAGGCUACCGAAUCACAUGUCACAUUUGUCAAGGCCGAAACAAUCUCUCGUCCAGGUCGACUCCCUGAUCGACGAGACGGGCACCGACACGUCGACUUUUAUCUCUGCAAUACACGAAAACUACGCACUCUCCUGCGAAUCCACGGGGCCGAAUGAUCCAAACUCGGCAGUGGACUAUAUGAACGGCUGCCUGGACAGUUUGUCAGAUAGCGACCUCCUUUGCCCUUCGUGGGAUAUAUUCUUUGGAGGCAGGGGCCCUAAUGGCUCCGGUAGGGACCUCGGCAGCCAUGUAUUGCGCCAAGACGAGAUGGCAUUCCAGCUUGCUGUGCGCGGCAUCCUGUUCUCUCUGCCGUCGCCCGUCAAGCGUCAGUCGGCUGGGAACCCGGCGAGGGGUGGUGGGGACUCCCACAAGAUGUUUUUCCCCACCAGCAUCAAACUCUGGCGUGCCAAGGAGGAGCUCGAGGGGUUGUUGGACAUGUGGGCAACCCGCAUGCUUAAUGGAGAGGACGGGCCGCUUGGGGUUGGUACCGCUUCUAGGGGACAGCAGACCCUGACCAACGGAGCCACGGCGUUCCGCAAGCCCAAGCUGGGGACCCAAAGCACUUCGAGCAGCGUGGGCGACUGGGCUACCAACAGAGACACCCGGCAAUCGUCAUUUUCGGGAAGAUCGACGGCGUCGACGCAGUCGACCGACAAGAAGAACGACGAAGGUAGCGCGACACCCCUGCUGUCGCUGGGAAGCUCCGCCCGCAAGGAGAUGCUUCUCGAGCGGCUGCCAUACAUGGCGCACAUGGCGCGACGCCGGCGCGGGUCACUGCCUUUGAUGGGGCUUCGCGACCUGGAAAAGGUGGUUUCUUUCAACGGCAUCGGCAACUCUUCCCUGGCUGAAGACGAGUCGGCGGCCGAGGACGAGGGCGAGGACGACGGAGGGGCUCAGCGUGCGGAGAGCUGGGCGACGGAUAAGCCUACGGAUGAGUCCAGCCCCAGGAAAAAGAGGGCCAUCAUGGCGGCCAUCAGACCCAAGAAGCGGACCGGGAGCACCAGUGAGGGCGCGCUGCAGCCGAGUGCGCUGCAGGCUCAGAAGCUGGUGUUGAGUGAUGACGAUAUCGAGGACGAUUGACGACAGCGGGGGGGG